AUGGUGGCCUACAAAAGACCCCUACUGGGUAUGCGCCAUGUCCAAGUCAUCUUGAUUUUCCUCAACAUAACUUGCCUGUACAUAGGCCGCCUCAACGUCGGUGUUUCCGUGGUGGCCUUAACGAACUCGGAGUCCACAAACCCCAAUUUUACAGAGUAUGAAUGGACUCUGACCCAAAAGUCCUACAUCCUCUCCAGUUUCUUUUGGGGCUACAUAUUCACCCAGUUCCUGGGAGGAUAUCUGUGCAAGCGAUUCGGCGUGAAGGGCGUCAUGUUCUGGGGCUCCCUGAUAUCUGGCGUGGCCAGUGCGCUGACACCUCUCUUCAUUCACUUUGGCAGCUGGCAAGGCUACUGCGGCAUCCGGGUAGUGAUGGGGCUUGCCCAAGGGCUGAUAUUCCCCUGCAUCCAUCAACACCUAGCUAGAUGGUCACCCCCCGCGGAGAGAAACCGCCUGGGGGCUCUCAGCCACACCGGAAUCGAGUGUGGCAACGUGUGUGCCAUGUUCUUCAGCGGAAUGAUUGCAAAGAGCUCGCUGGGCUGGCCCGGAAUCUCGUACAUCUCCGCCGGAGUGGCUUUCGUAUGGUGUGCCUUCUGGGUCUUCUUCGCCGCCAAUAAUGCAACAGAGUCCCGAUUCAUCGGGGACGCAGAGCUGCACUACAUCGAGUCGUCGCUGAAGCACAAUGACGACUACCACAAGACCAUAAUCCCCAUUCCCUGGAAGGCGAUUUGGACCUCGGCUCCGUUCAUGGCCCUCUUUGUGGCACGCUGCUGUGAAACGUGGGGCCUGAGCACUCUGCAGGCCGAGAUUCCCUCCUAUAUGAACGGAGUCCUCGACAUGGACAUGAAGAGCAACACUUUCUUCUCGGCCCUGCCAUUCCUGGCCAUGUGGUGCAUGUCCUACGUGUACCUGGUCGCAGCCGAUGUCAUCUUGGCCAAAAACCGCCUGAGCCUCACGGCUCUGAGGAAGACCAUCAACUCGCUGGCCUUUUGGAUUCCCUGCGCCACCUUGAUUGGCAUCGGAUUUCUGGAGAAGGAGCAAAAGAAUCUGGCCAUUGUCCUGAUGACGAUUAGUGUGGGUGUCAAUAGUGGUGCCACCAUCGGAUCAUCCCUGAACACCAUCGACCUGUCGCCCAACCACGCCAGUAUCCUGAUGGGAAUCGUAAACACAGCUGCCAAUAUGGUGCCCAUAGUGACUCCACUGGUUGUGGGCUUUAUUGUGAAAGAUGAGGAGAGCCGCUCGGAAUGGCAAAUAGUAUUUAUUAUAGCCUCAGUGCUUUUCUUUAUCGGCAAUUGCGUCUUUCUGAUUUUUGGCACUGCCGUUUCCCAGCCCUGGGACGCGGAUGACUUCCUGCAGUCGCCCCAACCGGAACUGGCCAUAAAGCCAUCUCCUAAGGAAAUAUCCUUCAUAAAUAAUAAGAAAGAUCCCGCCGAAUCUUUGGAUAGAUAAUUUACAUAAUAUUUAUGCGAAUAAAACAAUUAACCUUA
Drosophila bipectinata is the source of this 1484-nucleotide messenger RNA. Its product is annotated as putative inorganic phosphate cotransporter. Gene Ontology annotation, molecular function: transmembrane transporter activity. NCBI's taxonomy places the organism in Eukaryota, Metazoa, Arthropoda, Insecta, Diptera, Drosophilidae. Gene Ontology annotation, biological process: transmembrane transport; monoatomic anion transport. The record is from RefSeq and is a predicted model, not a curated record. Gene Ontology annotation, cellular component: membrane.